AUGCUCGUGCCACAAGAUCACGUUAGUCGAAAGAUUACAGACACGUAUUAUGUUGAUAAACAUCGUGUAUUGCGUGCACAUACAAGUGCACAUGAAGUGGCAAUGAUGAAAAAGGGAUAUACAUCGUUUCUUAUCUCAGGUGAUGUCUACCGUCGUGAUGAGAUUGAUGCAAGUCAUUACCCAGUAUUUCAUCAGAUGGAAGGUGUACGCAUUUAUUCAGAGCUUGAUACAGCAAUGUCACGUCAUGACAAGGUGACGUUUGUGAAAGAAAAAUUAAAGAAAACACUGGAAGGCAUGACAAAGGAACUCUUUGGGGAUGUGGAAAUGCGCUGGGUAAAAGCGUAUUUUCCUUUUACGGAUCCGUCACUUGAGCUAGAGAUUUUUUUCAAUGGGGAUUGGCUUGAGGUGCUUGGAUGCGGGGUCUUGCAGCAGGAGAUUGUGCGCAGCGCUGGCCUGGGUGAGAACGUCGGUUGGGCCUUUGGUCUUGGUCUCGAACGCCUUGCCAUGGUACUCUUUGAUAUCCCGGAUAUUCGUCUCUUCUGGUCCCAAGACAAGCGCUUUUUGUCGCAAUUUAAGGACGGUCAGAUCACCAAGUUUAAGCCGUACAGCAAGUACCCUGCUUGCUUCAAGGAUGUGAGCUUCUGGCAUGAUGCUGAUUUCCACGAAAACAACCUAUGCGAAGUUGUGCGCGACAUUGCUGGUGAUAUGGUUGAGCGAGUGGCUGUCGUGGAUGAGUUUACGCACCCGAAGACUCAACGCCAGAGCAAAUGUUACCGCAUCACGUACCGUCACAUGGACCGCAACCUGACAAAUAGCGAGGUUGACGACAUUCAGGCGAUCGUGCGUGGCAAAAUCGUGAAAGAUCUUGGUGUUGAGCUCAGAUAG
This is a messenger RNA of Peronospora belbahrii, 885 nucleotides long. The record is from the annotation of a GenBank genome assembly. Lineage: Eukaryota; Oomycota; Peronosporomycetes; Peronosporales; Peronosporaceae.